CCUACACGCACGACACCCAAAAUAAAGGACGUGCUGUGCCGCAAAUUUGGCGGGAACGAGGUGUACCCUGGCCUCGGUUCCGGGUUUGAGGAUUUUAUCCUUGAAUACGAGCAAGCGAUCUCCACCGAGUCGCUCCUCAACCACUCGAUUUGGACCUCACAGAUCAAGGCGUCUGUGCUGGUUAACUUCUUGGAGGACAAAGCCGCGCGAUUCUUCCACUCAAACGUGACGCAGUGGCGCGUAGAAAAGGCGGACUUCAACUACAUCGACUUCAAGGCUAAGCUCUGUGCUGAGUUAGGGUGCAAGUUGAACCAAGUGCAACUGUACAAGCGCUUGACGUCCUCCAAGCGUCCACAAGACUCGUGGACCGAAUUCCUGGACUACUUGAAGUAUGUGAACCGUCUCAUGACAGGCGAUCACAGUCUGUUACUCUUGGAAACGUUCUGUGUACACGCUUGUCCGGAACUAUCCAAUACCCUAACCGCCCAAAUCGACCGCUCCAACCUCAAUUACCUGUUGGAAGCUGAUCGCAUCCUGUCCCUCUUAGUGGACCUACGCGGUGAC
Phytophthora sojae is the source of this 564-nucleotide messenger RNA. RefSeq lists its product as hypothetical. The annotation marks the transcript as partial. Lineage: Eukaryota; Oomycota; Peronosporomycetes; Peronosporales; Peronosporaceae. The transcript has a single exon. The record is from RefSeq and is a predicted model, not a curated record.